Molecule: messenger RNA, 1023 nt
Organism: Trypanosoma cruzi
Lineage: Eukaryota; Euglenozoa; Kinetoplastea; Trypanosomatida; Trypanosomatidae
Exons: 1
Coding region: 1-1023 (340 amino acids)
Source: RefSeq, a predicted model, not a curated record
AUGAAGGUGGGGAAUCGGGAUUAUGAUCCCUGUGUGAAGGUAAGUCUUGAGUUGGAGAGUCUUCUCCAGCACCACUUUCAGCAGAGACAGCACUCGAAGAGAAUCUUGAAAGACCGCCUGCGUAAAGCUGAAUUAGAAAUUGCCUACCUUCAACAGAGUGUUUCCGCGUAUUCAGAGGAGUUAAGGGUAGAACGCCUAAAAUUUGAUACCCUUCAACGCACUAUGGAAGAUUCUAAGAGAAAUCAUGCCGCUGAGCUCAUGGAGCAAGACAAAAUAAUUAGAGACAGGAUGUGUAACGUUGAUACACAGGCCAGACUUCUUGUGGUUAAAACGGAAGAGUGUGAACGUCGAGCACAAUGCCUGCAAAAACAAGAGGAGGAGCUGUUGAAUCGUGAAAAGGAGCUAAGAUUUUAUCAGGCAUCUUUUGAAGCAGGAAUCAUGCCGGCGCAAAGGCAAAUUGAGGCGGAAAGAGUUCGUAUGUUGCGCGCGCGAGAAAAAGCUGAAGAACUUCUGGAAGAAGCGAGAAUAUCUGCGUUGGCCACGGAAGAAAGAAGAAAAAAACUUGAGGCGCUGCAUAAUUUGGAAAUGCAGUUUUUUGCCCUUGAAAAAGAGGAAGCAACUCAGCGGAUUCAAAUCAUGCGGCAAGAAAUUUUUGGACUAGUAGGCCUGAUUUCUUUUCGAAGGACACAUGUAUCUGCUGCUGAAGGCGAUGCCGCAAAAAGAAUCCGUUUACUUGAAGAAGAACUUGCUUCCAAAAAGGAGGUGUUCGAACUGAGAGAAAAGGAGGUAUAUUUACGGUACCAACGUGAAGAGCAGCGUAUGAGAGACGAGAGGAAAAGGAUUAUUUCCAUUAAGGAGGCAAUGCGACAGGAUUAUAGACUUGUUCUAGAAGGCAUUCGUCUGUUUGGAAAUGAGUACUCUACAGAACCUGACCAGUUACAGGUGGAUGCAUUGAAAGACCUUGAAAAACUUCUUUUUUCUGCAUUAGAUGAUCAUCAACUAGAAAUAACGAAGAAACUGUAA